AUGCUCACAUUCAACACCUCUGCCCCUCUGCCCACGUUAUUCUGGGUCAACGCCUCUGGAGGCAGUGUUCUGAGUCCUGAUGAUUCUGCAAUGCCUGUCAAAUUCCUAGCCCUGAGGGUCGUGGUUGCUCUGGCCUAUGGGCUUGUAGGGGCCAUCGGCUUGCUGGGAAAUUUGGCUGUGCUGUGGGUACUGGGAAAUUGUGCUCGGCGAGCCCCUGGCCCACCUUCUGACACCUUUGUCUUCAACCUGGCUCUGGCAGAUCUGGGGCUGGCGCUCACUCUCCCCUUCUGGGCAGCUGAGUCGGUACUGGACUUCCACUGGCCAUUCGGAGGUGCACUUUGCAAGAUGGUGUUGACAGCCACUGUCCUCAACGUCUACGCCAGCAUCUUUCUCAUCACGGCACUGAGUGUUGCCCGCUACUGGGUGGUGGCCAUGGCUGCAGGGCCAGGCACCCACCUCUCACUCUUCUGGGCCCGUGUGGCCACCCUGGCAGUGUGGGUGGCAGCUGCGCUGGUGACAGUGCCCACAGCUGUAUUUGGGGCCGAGGGGGAGGUCUGGGGCGUGCGCCUCUGCCUGCUGCGCUUCCCCAGCAGGUACUGGCUGGGGGCCUACCAGCUGCAGAGGGUGGUGCUGGCCUUCAUGGUGCCCUUGGGCAUCAUCACCACCAGCUACCUGCUGCUGCUGGCCUUCCUGCGGCGGCGGCAACGGCGACGGCAGGACAGCAGGGUUGUGGCCCGUUCUGUCCGCAUCCUGGUGGCCUCCUUCUUCCUCUGCUGGUUCCCCAACCAUGUGGUCACUCUCUGGGGUGUGCUGGUGAAGUUUGACCUGGUGCCUUGGGACAGCACUUUCUACAUCAUCCAUACCUACGUCUUCCCCGUCACCACCUGCCUGGCACACAGCAACAGCUGCCUCAACCCUGUGCUGUAUUGUCUCCUAAGGCAGAAGCCCCGGCAGGCUCUGGCAGACACCUUCAGGGAUCUGCGAUCAAAGCUGUGGCCCCAGGGCCGGGGCUGA
Cynocephalus volans (Philippine flying lemur) is the source of this 1014-nucleotide messenger RNA. It is a transcript of the gene RXFP4, whose product is annotated as relaxin family peptide/INSL5 receptor 4. The coding region runs from base 1 to 1014 and encodes 337 amino acids. Gene Ontology annotation, cellular component: external side of plasma membrane; membrane. Lineage: Eukaryota; Metazoa; Chordata; Mammalia; Dermoptera; Cynocephalidae. Gene Ontology annotation, molecular function: C-C chemokine receptor activity; C-C chemokine binding. The record is from RefSeq and is a predicted model, not a curated record. Gene Ontology annotation, biological process: positive regulation of cytosolic calcium ion concentration; cell chemotaxis; calcium-mediated signaling. The transcript has a single exon.